AUGGACUUUCCUAUGAAGUCGAUAGACAGUUGUCUGGUCUAUAUGACCGUAUACUUGGCGCUAUUAUUGGUGCCAUCUGUGAAGAACUUGGAACCCUUAAAGGUCCUUGGAAAAAUCACUUUUACCGCCGUUUUACUAUGCUACUUCUACAGCCACAUGUACGCCACUGACAUUCAAAUCGACCAUCAGUCGCUGUUCCGUGGCGAUUGGCGGGAAGUUUUUCAUUUUUUCGGCAUACUUUUGUUUUCGUUCGUGCCUGUCUUUCAGGUAUGUACCCGAUAACAAGAAAAUAUUAUAAUUUCUCGUUACAUAAGUACCUAUAGAUAUUUAUUUUAUAUUUUAAUAUGUAUGAUAAGACGAAAGUUAAAAUGUAAUUACCUAUAUAAAUAAAUAAAUUGCAAUGUUAACACCGUACCUAUAAUAUAGUUUAGGGGAAAAGGAUAUACGAGUACAUAGUAAACUUAGAUUUUUAACGAAUUUCUGCCCAAAAAUAGACUGUUAAGAAUAUAAGAUGAUUAAUAUAACGUAAAACACGUUAAUAACGUAAAUUAUCUAGGAAAGUAUUAAAUUUUUUCGGAAAUUGUUUCAUAGACAAUUUUAAGAUACAAGCGGCUCUACAAUUUAACGUUAAUGUUAUUUUCAUCAUCCUUUUUUUUUGGAAGUGAACAGACUGGUUCUAUACAAUAACUUACAUAAAAAAGUUAAUACUAUGUAACGGCAAAUCCCGAAAUCGGGAAAAUUUCAGAAAUUCCCGGGCAAAACGCGAAAUGUUCGCGAUAGGUACUUUAAUGUCAGAAUGGCAGAAUGUCAUAUACUCCGAGAAAAAAAAAUGAUAUACGUAAAAUUAAGAUUAUUGUUCCAAUAUAGUCAAAUAUGAUUAAAUAAAUUUAAAUAAUAAUAAAAUCAAUAUAAUGAUAUUAGGUAUGUUAUUCUAAUAUUUUAAAAAUACAUUUAACAUAAGUUAUUCAAAAUUACCCAAAAAAUGAUUGAAAUUAAAUAUUAGACAAUAUUAGGUGUAUCGAAAUUUCUUUAUUUGUCGCUACAUGUAUUGGCGGAUUAAAUUAAUACAAAUUGGGUAAAAUUAUUUCACUAUGAAUUUCACCGUGCUGUUGUGAGAGGAAGAUAGAUUUUUAGUUUUAGAAACCCAACAGAUCUCCUAAAUAAAUCCAGGACAUGGGAUUUUGUAUAUUAUGCACAUUGUUAAUGUCGGAGAUAUAUCUUGAGCAUUUCAACUUUCAACUCCUGUCUGUAUCAUAUUAAAUUACAUUAUUAUUUUGGUAGUUCAAAUAGUAUAAUUAUAGUAAUAGUUAGGUAUUUAUUGUUGAACUCUGCUGCUCACGGGUAUUAUUAUUUUACUUUAUUUGAUUCUAACCCAGUAAUAUUUAGUUUGUUGAAAACGUUCAAUCUCUAUGACAUUGAUUUAUCUAUAAUAACAAUGCAACUUUGUUCAUAGUUAUUAAAAAUCGAAGACGAGUUGAUCAAACCAGAAGAUUUUGUGCGGGGACCGUCGUUUAGCCUAUUACACAUAACAAUGGUUAUAAUAACAAAUAUGUACAUUUCAGUAGGCUUGUGGGGUUAUUUGACUUUUGAUUGUAUACCGAAAAUCGGAUAUUCGGUGUUGACUGUUAUUCCGGCGUCCAGGUAACAAAAUAAGCAACCUGUUCUAAAAUAUAGUAUAACAAAAAGUUAUCACUUUUUGAUAGCUAUACAAGUUCUAUCAAGUCCUAUUUUCGAGCUUUUCUAUAUAAUGUAUGCUACUGUACACGUACUUACGGAGAUUUGAUUUACACAAAAAACCAAUCUUAACUAUAUAUGUAUAAUAUUAUAAUUUAUAUACGGCUAUUCUAGCAUUCCUCCUUCAAAAAAAAUCAAAUCUCCACCUAAGUACUUAGCUCAUCAACGAUGAGUCAUCAUCUAUGGAUACUCCAGAUUGUUUUAUAGGGUUGGUCUUGGCAACGAUUUCUAUAAAAUCAAUAAAGUCAUAACUCGUUAUAACUCGUUGCCCUAAUUCCUAACUAUUAAGAGAAACAAAAAAUAUUUUCGGAGUUCAAGUCCUCACACAAAAACGAAAAUAAUUUUUAUAGAAAUAGGACUUAAUUUUUACCGCGACAAUUUCGUUAAAUUUGUAUCAGCACUUUUAUAAUACAUUUUUUAUAAAUCAACGUGCUUUUAAACGACACAUUAUCAUUUAUUUAAUCGGAAAUGUCAAUGGAAAUCUUAUUUUUGGAGUUACAACCAUUGGGAUAUAGGCCAGUUACGAUUUUCUUGUUUAAGAUUACUGGAUUUCGUGAAGAUAUGUUUUGUCACGUGUAUCGUGUCAUCACACCAAGAACUGUGUUUGGAGUCCGUGGCGCUAUUAUGGUCGUCGUCCAUCACGAAGGCCGUUGAAAAAGUGACGGAUCGGUUUUCGUUUUCUGAAAUGUCGUGGUUGGUGGCGGGCACCAAAAUCGUCUUCACGUUCAGUUCGUUUUUAGGUAUGUCGACCAAGCCAUAUUUUUAUCAGAGACAUUAAAACCAGGUCUAGGCAUACAAAUAUUCAAUAUAUCCACCACUCCGAUAUAAUUUGGAUGUCCUAAGUAAAUUCGAGAUUUGGGCUGACUGCAAAGUCUUUAUAUACUCCGUAUUUCGUCACGCAAGCAGGCCCUGAUUUACGCAUGUGCACGCGGUACACGGCACAGAGCCCCCAUGCAAAUUACUAAGGAGGUUUUUUUUUAACUCUACACAGAAAAAAAAUGUAAAAAUAUCUAUUUAUUUAACUUAAACGUAGAAAAACUCGAUUGCAUGCUUCUUUAACACAAGAAAAACUGAAUUCUUUAUCAUUACCGCGGGCAGUACCGACCAUUAUGACACCCGACCUCCCCCCCCCUUGAAAAUAUCCUGCGUACGCCACUGGCCCGGGCGCCCGAAUCCGCCCUCGGGUUGCAACGGCGCGAUAAUAACAUUGAAACGUUACGCGUGACCGGAUGUUUCGCAGCGGCCGUGCUCUUCGUCGUGCCGGAUGGCGGCGUUCCCGCAGCACCGGCCAUGGCCGCCUUGGGGUACGCGGGCAACGGCUGGAACGUACUGGUUUACCCGUACACGAUCGAACUGUGCCUGACGCACGCCCAGCACGGCACGUGGGCCAGACCGCACGUGAUCGCCAAGGACGCGCUCGCCGUCGUUCUCGGACUGGCCGUGUCCGCCGUCGGCGUUUACGCGACCGUCACGCGCACCUCACCCGGGGACGGCGACGUCGACGGUACAUGA
Molecule: messenger RNA, 3246 nt
Organism: Cinara cedri
Lineage: Eukaryota; Metazoa; Arthropoda; Insecta; Hemiptera; Aphididae
Source: the annotation of a GenBank genome assembly